Oppiella nova is the source of this 597-nucleotide messenger RNA. Lineage: Eukaryota; Metazoa; Arthropoda; Arachnida; Sarcoptiformes; Oppiidae. The record is from the annotation of a GenBank genome assembly.
CGUCGAGUGGUUCCCGCAAACAACUCGUGUCUCUUCACGUCUGUGUACUUCGCUCUGUCGGGCGGAGAGUUCAACGACACGAUCGGAUCGGCCUUAAGACAGAUAAUCGCGGACACUGUGGCCGCAGACACCUUCACGUACAACGAAGCCUUCUUAGGGAAGCCGAACCGCGAGUACUGCACAUGGAUUCUCAAUGAAGAGCACUGGGGAGGAGCCAUCGAACUGUCCAUUCUCUCCAAAUACUAUGCCAUCGAAAUCGUUGCCGUCGACACCAUAAACGUCAGACUCAACCGUUUCGGCGAAGACAUGGCUCACUCGCAGAGGAUUUUUCUCAUAUACGACGGCAUCCAUUACGACCCGUUGAUGUGGGAACCGUUGGACAACAAGAAUCCCAUUCAGACGGUGUUUCCGGUGGCCAACGAGUCGGUGCUGUCGAUGGCGUUAGAGAUCGCCAAUGAGGCCAAAGCGAGCCGUCAGUUCACGGAUGUCCAGAACUUUUCGCUCCGGUGUCUGGUGUGCAACGCGGGGCUGACGGGCAACAGUCAGGCCCAGUCACACGCCCUCGAAACCGGACACUUAAACUUCGGCGAAAUCUGA